UGGUGUGUCAUGUGCUGAAGAGAAUGCCUUUGAGCCUUAUUAAGAAGGGAUGUUUUGUGUCAUGCGCUGAAGUGAAAGUCUUUGCGUCUCUGUUCGCUGUCCAUCCUAUUUCAUGAUCACACAAGGGUCGAGGAAGAAACUGUUAUGCAUUCACGCAAUGCGUCCAGGAAAGAGGCUUUUGGUGGUGUUGCUUGUGCUGCACUUGGGAUCUCGAGGCAGCGCGAUGACGGACGCUUCAACUGAGACUCGUUCACAAUGUGACACUGAUGGAUCGACCGUAAGAUGCACAUUGGACGACACUGAUUUGAUGAGUUCUGACCCAAUCAAACUGAACGUCACUGAAGGACAAACUGUGGAAAUUUAUAGCGGAUGCCAACUAAACAAACCAGAGGGGCUUAAAUGUCUCUGCUACCAAAGGAUAAAUGCCUCUGUGGAUCCAUUACAGAACACUGAGAGAUUUGGAAAUGAAAUAUACUCUGUAAUAUGUGGCAAUCAUAGUGUUACAGUCAUUCAAUCACAACAAAGAAGGCCAUCAGUUCCAGUGCUCAAAGCUACUGCAAAAGAAGGGAGCAGCAAUAUAGCUCAAUUAGUGUGUACUUCUGAGGGGAACCCAAAACCAACCAUCAGGUGGUAUGGUAACAGCACAAAACCAAAGGAGGGCAUGUCAAAUAAGUGGUAUAAGACGGAGAGCAUUUUGAUGAGUUAUGAUUAUUAUCCUAACACUCCAAAUAUGAAGUGUUGUGCCUAUAAUUCACUGGGAGAAGAAUGUACUGAGCUCCAUCACUACGAUCUUAAUACGAACGUGGAUGGGCAAAAGACGAUUUUCCUGAAAUCUGGUCGGUCUCUGCUACUCCGUUGCACCAUAAAUUCUAAAAUAAACCCUGAACUGAGAUGGCACUUCAACAACACAGUAGUCAAGGGAAUUCCAUCAUUAUAUUUUUUUCAUUGGACAGAGCACUUCUUUAUCGAAUCAGUUAAUGUGAUGCAUAGUGGGGAGUACAUCUGCACGUCUAAAAACAGCCACUCCGGGAACACCUAUGUCAAGGUCCUUGAAAAUGACAAAAUCGACAUAUUGCAGUUGAAUAAGAACAACAGCAUCCUAGCACGAAAUAAGGCAAGCUUUUGCUUCCAGGCUCUGGUGUUCUCCUUCCCAAAAGCCCAGUGUCACUGGAUUACACCAAAUCAAACCAAAAUACAGGGAAGAGAGACCCACCACCUUGAUUUUAAUAGUACUUUUGAGAUGUGUAACUCUGAACCGGGCCAAUAUCAAAUGAAACUAAUGACUCAAGAAUAUAGUGUCACGAGGAACAUGUCUCUCUGCAUUAUAGACAUUCCUGUAAUUACAAUUCACAAAGACUCAAACUUCACCAUUUGUGAGACUGAAAGCUCUCUACCUGUGACUGUCUCUUGGAAGAUCUGCCCAUCACAUGCUAAAUGUAUUGACCCUAAAGAGUGGGAAGAGAUGCCUGUUGCCCAGCCCAAGUUCAUUGAUUCAGAUCAGUUCUGUCAGAAGAAAAUUCACUUUGCCAGACCACACUCAAACAGGGAGGACCAUCUUAUUAAAUGCUGCAUCACUAACAGAGCAGGGACUGGCUGCAGUGAACAAAUACUACUGCAAACGACAUUCCGCAUUGAAUACGUGAUUUGUUUUCUGCUCAUCUUCAUACUCCUCGUGGUCAUCUUUGCCUUAAUCAUCUUCAUCAGAGUUAAGAAGCCUGCCUACCAGUGUCAGAUCCAGAUGAUUCAGAUGGUCGGACCCAACGACAAUGACUACAUAUACAUUGAUUUCAAGGAGUUUAAGUAUGAUCUGAAAUGGGAAUUUCCACGAGAAAAUCUCGAGCUUGGGAAUGAGCUAGGAUCUGGUGCUUUUGGGAUGGUUGUGCAGGCUACAGCAUAUGGGAUCAGCAAGCCGGGAGUCUCCAUUCAGGUAGCAGUAAAAAUGUUAAAGGACAAGCACCAGGCAAUUGAGAAGGAAGCUCUGAUGUCUGAACUGAAAAUGCUCACUCAUAUUGGACACCAUGAAAACAUUGUCAACUUGCUCGGAGCUUGCACAGGCACAGGUCCUAUUUACCUGAUAUUCCAAUAUUGCUGUAACGGAGAUCUCUUAAACUACCUGAAGAGCAACAGGGAACGUUUUCACAAAUAUCUGACAGAUGCUUUCAACAGGGACAGAUUCAGGGGCCUCUACCACAACUUCCAGCAGAAGAGAAACUCCAGUGAGUACGAGCCUGAUAACAACCCAUGCCUGCACAUGGCUCUUACAAGCAACGGACAGGAGAUCGAGGCACUCCUCAGUCCCAGCAUCAGCUCAGUGUCUACUGUUGAGGAAAUGCUUGAAUGUGAAGACAAACUUCAAGAAGAGGAACUUCAGAGUCUCACCUAUGAUGACCUCCUGAGUUUCUCUUUUCAAGUUGCAAAGGGCAUGGAGUUCCUGUCCUCUAAAAAUUGUAUCCAUAGGGACUUGGCAGCCAGAAAUGUUUUGGUGACACAUGGCAGGCAAGUGAAGAUUGGCGACUUUGGCCUCGCCAGAGACAUUGAAUAUGAUUCCAACUACGUCGUAAGAGGAAAUGUGCGUUUGCCUGUGAAGUGGAUGGCUCCUGAGAGUAUUUUCAAAGGGCUGUACACUAUGCAGAGCGACGUCUGGGCCUAUGGCAUUCUUCUAUGGGAAAUCUUUUCUCUAGGAGUCACCCCAUAUCCUGGUAUAACUGUGAAUAGCUCAUUCUACAGAAUGAUUGAAAGUGGAUAUCAAAUGGAGCAACCCUAUUAUGCAGCAGAAUCUAUAUACAGCGUUAUGUGUCGCUGCUGGACACUGGAUCCUGCAGAUCGACCUUGUUUCUCCAAGCUUGUGGCUUUCAUGGAAAAAGAGCUGGCUGCUUUGGAAGAGAGGCUAUAUUACAAUUUUGGAGGAUCCUGCCACAAUGAAGUAACAUACCAGAAUGCACCGAUGACCCCUGAUGCUACAUUGAUGGAGAACAAACAGGAUGCCUUCCAGUCCAACACUGAGAAUUCAGAUGAAGACAAAUCUGUGGACUGUCCUGGAGUAGUCCGAACCGAACCUCUUGUUUGAAUGAGUUUAAGCCUUGAUUAUGUCAAGUAAUUGGGAAGACUUAAUGCUAAUUUUGUGCUUCCAAUACCACUUACACAUAGCAUUUUCAGUUUCAAGAGAAAUUGUGGAAGGAAUUGUUAUGUAACAUUUAUUGUACCGCCAAAAAUAUGUUUAAUAAUUUUAGAUUGAGGCCUAUUAACCCUGAUUCGGCUAUCAGAUGUUAAUUUGUUUUUUUUUAUGGGUGUAAACAAUGUUAAAAAUACUAUUUGAAUGUUGUUUUGUUCCGCAAGCUACUUUAGGAACUAUGAACAAUAACAAAUCUUCCAAAUUUAUAAUAGAAAUUUUGAAUCUAACCUGCUUCUGUACCAUAAUGAAGGAUGAUAAAAGUUGCUGUUUGAGUAGAUCUGGACAGUAUUAUGUUAUUUUUGCUGCAUUUGCUAACUAAUAAAUAAAUAAAUUGCUCUAUUUUUGUAAGAAAAAAUCUAUUUAUUCAACCUUUAAAACAUUUAUGGCUUAAUCAUUUCAUUUAAUAUUAUUUAUCAUGUAAAAAUAGUCUAAUAUGCUUACAGUAGGUAUGCUUAUAAUCUCUUGUAACACAAAUUUGAUUUGGACAAUUUUGCAGAUUUCUAUAAACAAAAUUAACUUUUUCAGUUCCAUUGCUUAAAGUGAUAAAGUAUUAAUUGUAAUGUAAUCAUUGUUAAGCCUAGCUUUCGAGAGCACUGAGACAGUGAAUGAGUGGAUAUAAUAAUUGAAAAGGGAUAAUUGUUAUUUUUAUGCUGGAGUUGAAAAAUGAUUAUGUGUAAGGUUUAAGUAAGAUGCAACAGAGCAAAUAAAAAAAAAAAAAAUGGUU
Pimephales promelas (fathead minnow) is the source of this 3896-nucleotide messenger RNA. RefSeq names its product fms related receptor tyrosine kinase 3 (gene flt3). The record is from RefSeq and is a predicted model, not a curated record. Lineage: Eukaryota; Metazoa; Chordata; Actinopteri; Cypriniformes; Leuciscidae. Gene Ontology annotation, molecular function: ATP binding; transmembrane receptor protein tyrosine kinase activity; growth factor binding. Gene Ontology annotation, cellular component: signaling receptor complex; plasma membrane. Gene Ontology annotation, biological process: protein phosphorylation; cell surface receptor protein tyrosine kinase signaling pathway; positive regulation of kinase activity.